This is a messenger RNA of Panicum virgatum (switchgrass), 1911 nucleotides long. RefSeq lists its product as uncharacterized. The transcript has 9 exons. The coding region runs from base 1061 to 1762 and encodes 233 amino acids. Lineage: Eukaryota; Viridiplantae; Streptophyta; Magnoliopsida; Poales; Poaceae. The record is from RefSeq and is a predicted model, not a curated record.
UCUCCAGAGAGCCGAUCUGCUUUGCAUGCUUCCUCGCGUCCUCCUGAUCCGCCUGCCUCGUCUCGGGAUUCUUGACCUUCCUCUCUAGCAGAGACUUAACCUCCUUGCAACGCUUCUUCCCGCCCUUCGGAUCCGCUUGCUCCGCGAAAUUUUCCGUCGUAGUCAUCUCAAGUUUCCUCUUCUGACUCUUCAAUUGCUCGAUCCUCCUCUCGCAAAACUCAAUGCUGGUCGGAUCCAACUUCGCUGCGUCCUCCAUCAGAUGAAUUUCGCACCAGCACCGCGCGGUCGAUGGGAGCUCUCCCGCUGGGUUAGGGGUACAGAUGAAAUUUAUGAGGAUGAGGACGAGAAGGGGGAACUGGCGGCGGAUCAGGACGAGGACGACACGGCCUCAGCGCUCGGUCGAUUAGGUUUUUUCGAAGUGCCAAAUAAGGAAAAGGAAAGGAAAAAUAAAAUCGACAGGUCGGCUAGGGAUCCCGACGUCUCCCAGUUGCGAGAGUAAGGGGGAGCAGGGAGGCGGCGGCGGCGGUGGCCGCCGGAGACUCGCACGGUUGAGCGCAGGAGAGCUGGGGGUGCCGAAUGCUGCAUGGCCGGAGCAUGGAGGCCGAAAGGGCGAAAAAAAGUCGGCUCGCGGAGGAGGAAGGCCCUAAAGAUCUCGAAUCGCCUCCCGAGAAGAAGGAUUUGGAGGAGCAGGAGCAGCAACAGGAGGGGACGCGGAUCUCGGUCCCGGCAGGAGGAGGAGUAGGCCCUAAAGAGCUCGAAUGGCCUCCUGAGAAGAAGACGGAUUUGGAGGAGCAGGAGCGGCAACAGGAGGGGACGCGGAUCUCGGUCCCGGCAGGAGGAGUAGCCCGUCGCGGAUUGCGCAGAAGCAUGAUCGGCAAUCGUCAUGGAAAAGUCGUGGAUGGGGUGCCGUGGGUCGUCCAUGUUUCAUCCACGGCUGCUGAUGGGAAGGAGCUUCACGGAUGCAGUGGCACCGUCAUCCACUGUGAUAAGGAAAAAACUUGGAUACUGACCUCAUAUAUAGUUUGUUUUCCGCAGACGUGAAGAAAGAUUGUACAACCCUAUGCCUAAGCUGGCAAUCCAUGUGGAGAAGGCUGUUCACUUGCCAAACAAGGGCAAAUAUGAAGGAAAAAUGCUGUUUUUCAGUGAACGCUAUCAAUUUGCUUUGAUAGAGGUGGAAUCAACUAUUGAAGUGAAGCCCCCUCAUGAUGGUUCUAGACCCCAGUACAAUGAGAAGGUAUCAAUAUUGGCUAGGGAUAAAAAUCUGUCUUCGACGCUUCGCGGCGGAACAAUCAAGUGGGAUGAGCAAGGCUUCUUUCUCUUCGUCAAGUGUAAAUUCUGUCCGUAUGGCCUAGGUGGGCCGGUGAUUAACCAUGCUGGUGAGCUAGUAGCAAUGUCAUGUGUUUACAACGAAGAUCUGCCUAUCAUUUCUAUCACUACAAUACGUGCAUGCAUCACAAUGUGGACCAAAUCUGGCUGUAUUGCUCGUCCUAUGCUUGGUAUGGCCUUUGGAACUGUGAAGCUUUUGGACAUUGUACGCCAAGAUAUUCUCGGUUACAAAUACAAAAUCUAUGACGGCUUCAUUGUAGAUGAGGUGGCAUAUAAGUGUAAUGCUGAGAAGCUUGGCAUUAGACAAGGAAAUGUGAUUAGGUUCUCCGAUGUGGACCCUUGCUACCUACCAGAGAUUGAAGUUAAUGAUCUCGUUGGAAAGGCUAAGAGAACCAUUAUUCUGCCCUUGGAGAUCACUUGUGGUUCUGAAUGUUGAACGCAGACGAAAUGUUCUGUGGCAAUUGGGAUUCAGACAAUUUCCAGUUUUUAGAGCUGGCCUACUCUGCUAUUCCAGAGAGUAUGUGAACCGGGUGACUGAAUUGUAUACCAUGCUAGUUGACCUCAUAAAAAAAGAGUCAGGUUUCA